Molecule: messenger RNA, 253 nt
Organism: Dentiscutata erythropus
Lineage: Eukaryota; Fungi; Glomeromycota; Glomeromycetes; Diversisporales; Gigasporaceae
Source: the annotation of a GenBank genome assembly
AUGGCGAAGUUACCUUCACCUCUUCAACCCGCAAAGGUUGAGCCCAUAAAAAACAAUCCAAAAAAAUGGCAUAUUAGAGAUGAUCCAAUUACCUGGCAGAAUUGGUACAAACAUAUAAACUGGCUUCAUGCAUCUAUACUUCUUUCAACACCUUUUAUCGCUCUUUACGGAUUUUUCACGACAGAGAUUCAGUUGAAAACGUUGAUAUGGGCAAUUAUAUAUUAUUUCGUAACUGGAUUAGGAAUUACAGCAG